AUGCGCCACAGCCUGACCCAGCUGCUGGCGGCCUCGUCGGGCGGGGAGAGCCCCUCGGCCGCCGCCUGGCAGCUCCCCGGCGCGGGGCCGGCCCCUGGGGCCGGAGGCGGCGAUGGCGGGGAGGAGGAGCCGGAGGGCCCCCGCACCAAGCGGCCGCGCUGGGACGCGGCCUUCCUGGAGCAGCCGCAGCAGGCGCGGGGGGAGGCGGCCGCUGGGGCCCAGGAGCCGGCAGAGCAGGAGGACCCGUUCGCGGGGCUGGGGCUGGAGCUGGGCGAUCUGCUGGAGGCGGCCCAGCCGCACUGGGACCUGGACGUGGAGCCGAGCGGCUGCUUCUGCGGGCAGCAGGACGAGCCGGAGCCGCCCCUGAGCGCGCCGGGCCGGAGCAGCGUCGGGGCCGGGGCCGGCCCGGGCGGGGUGGCGACCGGGAGCCGGCUGAAGGCGGCGGCCGCGGCCCGCCUGAACCGGCUGAAGAAGAAGCAGUACGUGCUGGGGUUGGAGAGCCGCCUGCAGGGCCUGGCCGCGGAGAACCGGCAGCUGCGGGACCGCAACCGGGGCCUGAACCGGCGCCUGCGGGAUCUGGAGAGGGAGACUAACUAUCUGCGGGCCGUGCUGGCCAACCAGAGCGCCUUGGGGCAGCUGCUGAACCGCCUGGCCGGGGCGGGGGGGCUCAGGCUCCGUACCAGCCUCUUCAGGGACGUGGACCCGCCCCAUCAGCACCCACCACAGACCGGCGAGAGCCGCGACCACGACUACGCCCUGCCGAGCCAGGAUGCUGGCGAGCUGGAGGCGGAGGAGCGGCCGGCCUCUGGCGGGAUCUGCCUCCACGUGGACAGGGAUCAGCUGUCGGUGGAGUUCUGCUCCCUGUGUGCCAGGCGGGCAUGUGCCGCCUUCAAAAUUUUCUUUUUUAGGUGCUUGCCCUGCCAGGCUCCGUUGUGUAGGGGUUAAAGAACAGUCGUUUUCCACCUCGCAACCUGGUCUUCUGUUUUUAGACCACCCAGAACUAUAAGCAAAUGGUUCUCCUUUUGAAAGGUCAGCAUUUGUGCCUUCCAGUGGUAUACAAUUCCUGAUUCUAGUCCUCGUGGUUCUCAAUAUCACUUUAAAAAAGAAAAUCACUUCUCAUUAGUCUACUUUACGUAGUGAUGUCAAAUUUUGUAUUUUAAACAGAACCCAAAUAUUGGUUUCAAUUAUUAACAUUGUACAAUGGCACCCUAAUGCAGGCAAGUCACCUACUUUUUUCACAGAAUUGUAAUGUGAAUUGCAAUUCUAAUUCUAGUUCACCAUAAAUAGUCUGUAUACCCAAGAUCACUGAGAUUCCUUGUAUUUCAAAAGUGGCUUUUUACUUAAAAAAUUGCGUACACACUUGCGUAACUUUACUAUGGGAUCUUAAAUUGGCAUCUCUGAGUAUUCAGAAAUAUCUCUAACUUUCUAUAGUCAGUUAGGAAAUACAAUCUGCAGAUGAACAAAGGUUAUGUCUUGACAUAGAUGGUUUGAAAAAAUAAUGCGCAUGCAGACCUCCAUGUUUAGUUAAGAGAGGAGGAAUAAAAUAAUUUGGGGGGUCACAGACAAAUGUGUGAGAGUUGCUUUUGGAUCAGCACUAAUAUUACCCCUAUCUUGCAAGAUGAAUAGGUUACAAAACACCUUUUUAUUUUUUGGUUGUAUUAAAAUGUUUAGAUUAUUUCCAUGUAUGUAAAUUGGGGAAGAAAGGGUUGUGAAAAAUAAUUAAAUGUAAAGUGAGGUUUCACAAAGAAUGGGUCAACUUAAGUCUAGAGUUAAUGAUUUGAGAUGUCUCUAUUUCUAAAAUGAUUGAGUUAAUAUACUUAAACCUUAAAACUAAGGUAUAAUAAAUGGAUUUAUAUGUUGGAUUAAGAGUAAAUUGAAGGGUCUCCUUCUCUCAGUGAUGUGCUUAAGUAGCUCCCAUUAGUGGUAAUAGGAGUUAAAGGAAGAGCAAGAGAAGAGACAACUAAUUUCUUUGUGAAACAUCACUGUUUGAUAAAGUAUAUGUGUAUUUAGCAUCCUUGUUUUUCUUUAUGCUAAAGUGGAUACAGCUGUGUUGGGGCAGAAGAGACGGGACCAGCUGCUGGCCACAUUUCCUGCUUUAUUUUAAAAGGUAGUAUAA
This is a messenger RNA of Dermochelys coriacea (leatherback sea turtle), 2116 nucleotides long. It is a transcript of the gene CREBZF, whose product is annotated as CREB/ATF bZIP transcription factor. The transcript is spliced from 3 exons. Lineage: Eukaryota; Metazoa; Chordata; Testudines; Dermochelyidae. Bases 1 to 945 code for a protein of 314 amino acids. The record is from RefSeq and is a predicted model, not a curated record.